This is a messenger RNA of Motacilla alba alba, 1599 nucleotides long. Its product is annotated as keratin-associated protein 10-4-like. The transcript has a single exon. The record is from RefSeq and is a predicted model, not a curated record. NCBI's taxonomy places the organism in Eukaryota, Metazoa, Chordata, Aves, Passeriformes, Motacillidae. Bases 1 to 1599 code for a protein of 532 amino acids.
AUGUCCUGCCACCUGCACCAGCACCUCCCUCCGCUCUACCAGGACCCCGUGGCGCUGUCCCCUGGCGUCCCCUUCCCGCCUCAGCGGUGGCACUCCACCACCUGCAUCCCCCAGGCCGUGCCCGGCCAGGUGCCCCUGCAGCGGGCGAUGUCCUCCAGCGUGUGCCAGCAGCAGAGUGUCACCCAGGCCGUGCCACCCCGCCAGCUCCACGGACCCCCCUGCGUGCCCCAGCGCCUCCUGCAGCAGCAGAUUGUCCCCAGGCGGGUGACAACGUGCGUGCCGCCGCAGCAGCGCGUCACCCAGUGCGUGCCGCAGCAGCUGCGGGUGCCACAGCACUGCCCGCCCGUCCCCCAGCAGCAGAAGAUUGUCCCCAGGUGCGUCACCACCUGCGUGCCACAACAGCGCGUGGCGGGCGUCGCGGGCGUCACCGGCGUCACCCAGUGCGUGCCGCAGCAGCUGCGGGUGCCACCGCCCGAGUGCGUCCCCCAGCAGCAGAAGAUUGUCCCCAGGUGCGUCACCACCUGCGUGCCGCGGCCGCCGUGUGUCACCAAGGGUGUCCCGCAGCACCAGAGUGCCACCAGGUGCGUCCCCCAGCAGUGUGUGACCAGCGUCUGUCCCCAGCAGGGUGUCCCCAGGUGUGUCACCACCUGUGUCCCCCAGCAGCGCGCGGCCCGCGGCGUCUCGUACCAAUGGGUGACAGCGCCUGUCCCCCAGCAGUGGCAGAGUGUCACCGCCGGUGUCCCCCAGCAGUGGCACAGCAGGUGUGUCACCAAGUGUGUCCCGCAGCAGUGUGACACCGGCGGGGCCAGCAUUUGUGUCCCGCAGCAGCAGCAGAGCGGGACGGUUUGUGUCCCCCAGCAAAGUGCCACCAAGGGUGUCCCCCAGCAAUGUGGCACAAUUUGUGUCCCCCAGCAGAGUGCCACCAAGGGUGUCCCCCAGCAGUGUGUGACCAAGGGUGGCCCCCAGCAGUGUGUGCCCAAGGGUGGCCCCCAGCAAAGUGCCACCAAAUGUGUCCCACAGCAAAGUGCCACCAAGGGUGUCCCCCAGAAAUAUGGGACAAUUUGUGUCCCCCAGCAGUGCGUGACCAAGAGUGUCACUCAACAGAGUGCCACCAAGUGUGUCCCCCAGCAGUGUGCCACCAAGUGUGUCCCCCAGCAAAGUGUAAAAUGUGUCCCUCAGCAGUGUGGCACAAUUUGUGUCCCCCAGCAGUGUGUCACCAAAUGUGUCCCCCAGCAAAGUGCCACCAAGUGUGUCCCCCAGCAGUGUGUGACCAAGAGUGUCACUCAACAGUGUGUCACCAAGUGUGUUCCCCAGCAGAGUGCCACCAAAUGUGUCCCCCAGCAAUACGGGACAAUCUGUGUCCCCCAGCAGUGUGUCACCAAGUGCGUCCCCCAGCAAAGUGCCACCAAGUGUGUCCCCCAGCAGUGUGUGACCAAGAGUGUCACUCAACAGAGUGCCACCAAGUGUGUCCCCCAGCAAUACGGGACAAUCUGUGCCCCCCAGCAGUGUGUCACCAAGUGUGUCCCCCAGCAAUCUGGUGGAGUGAAGAUCUCCAGCCACUCCAAGAAAUACUGCUCGGCCCCCAAGUGGCCCUGGUGA